Lasiodiplodia theobromae is the source of this 1434-nucleotide messenger RNA. RefSeq lists its product as uncharacterized. The coding region runs from base 1 to 1434 and encodes 477 amino acids. Lineage: Eukaryota; Fungi; Ascomycota; Dothideomycetes; Botryosphaeriales; Botryosphaeriaceae. Gene Ontology annotation, molecular function: DNA binding; DNA-binding transcription factor activity, RNA polymerase II-specific; zinc ion binding. The transcript has 8 exons. The record is from RefSeq and is a predicted model, not a curated record. Gene Ontology annotation, biological process: DNA-templated transcription; regulation of DNA-templated transcription. Gene Ontology annotation, cellular component: nucleus.
AUGGCCGACGACUCGUCACGCCCACCGAAGCGCACGCGUCAAGCUUGCGAAGGCUGCAGGCGCAAAAAGACACGAUGUCCCGGAGAACAGCCUGCGUGUUCACUCUGUGUACGCCUUGGUCAAGUCUGUUCCUACAACGAGGGCACCAGUCACGGCAUCAAAAUUCAGGAUUCCGACCAGAGCGUUAGCGAGCGUCUCCGAAGCCUUGAGAGCAAAAUGGACCUGAUGCUGAAUGCAAACUUGUUCCAGCCAUCACCGCAGAGUUCAAGUUCUUACCCACCAGCAGAAGUGCUAAAUGAUUUGUUAAUCCGGUAUGAGGAGCGCUGUAACUACCAACCUCUACCACUAUUUGGCCCCGGCUUUGCCUCCGAAUUCUUCCGCACCUUCGAGUCCCGUGAUGAUGAACUUGUUACUGCACUUCUGGCCAUUGCAUUUCGCAUCUUUCACGGCCGCGAAGACGCCGUUGGUGCUGACGUGUCUGACAAUUAUGCCGCAAGAGCCAAUGACUUGGUCACUAGGAGGUUAAGCACCGGUGGUGUAAAUCUGGCAACCAUCCAGGCCUUGUGUUUACUUUCUUUUUGGGAGUUCACUGCCGGCCAGAAAGAGCGCUCGUGGCUUCACUUGAAUCUUACCCUCAGCCUUGCCCAAGAGUCCAGACUCGUUGAAGAGCCAAAUUGGACCGUCGACCCGGCCGAGCUCGAAGAACGCCGACGGUGUGCUUGGUCAUUAUAUGUUCUUAGUCGUACAUUCGGCCUUGAACCGCCGCUUUCUAUUUUUACCUGCCGCUUUCCCGGGGCCAUUUACGCUUCACAUGACAAUACGCCGCAGACGCCAACCCAGGACACGGAGAUUAUAUUAGCAAACAGCAUCAAGCUAUACGAAAUCUGGGGCAGAGUGCAGCAUUUCGCCGCGCAGUCCAGUACCGAAGCUGGUAAGAGCCUGUGGACAGGAGACUCCGAGUACGGUUCCAUAGUCUCCGCCCUGAUGGAGUACGAGUCCCAGUUCCCAGAUGAACAUCGCUUUUCCGAGCAGACCGCCGGCAGAUUCAAAAACAACCCGGCAUACUGGGCUCCCUGGUUCUCUAUUCAAUUCAUGUACCACGCCAUACUCUGCGUGUUGAACCACCCUUUCCUCUUAUCCGUACGGUUGGAUCCCAUAAAAGACAGCACCCCCAGAACCUUCCGGCAAAGUACAUCAGACCAGGCAAAGCUGCACUCCUACUGGGCGUUCCGCUUCAGCACGGUCGCAAGGGAAUUCGACUAUACUAUUACAGAUCCUUUUAUCGCAUACGCUAUCACGGUGGCAGCAACAAUCUUCGAUCAUUACCGACUAUGCGGGGAGACGCAGGCCAGGAGGGAUGCGCGUGACAACUGCGAAUAUGGCGCAACUGUUGCAAAGCCUCGAGAGGACCACUACUGCCCAACUCCAAACUGA